This is a messenger RNA of Stomoxys calcitrans (stable fly), 2034 nucleotides long. Its product is annotated as endothelin-converting enzyme-like 1. The record is from RefSeq and is a predicted model, not a curated record. Gene Ontology annotation, cellular component: plasma membrane. Bases 79 to 2034 code for a protein of 651 amino acids. Lineage: Eukaryota; Metazoa; Arthropoda; Insecta; Diptera; Muscidae. Gene Ontology annotation, biological process: protein processing. The transcript has a single exon. Gene Ontology annotation, molecular function: metalloendopeptidase activity.
AAUGCCAGUGAUUGAAAAGGCGGAAGAAGAAACAGUUGCGGAAGAAAUUUUAAGAAAAACAAAGUAAACUCUUAAAAAAUGUUUAAAAUUUCCUUAAAUCGUUUAUUACCCAAAUUUGGUUGCCUGCUUUGUCUGCUAACGACUGCAGUUUGGUGUCGCCUACCUCAUCCCAAACAUGCCAGGGAUCCCAAUGUCAAUCUGUUGGCUGUUAUGAAAAGUUACAUGGACCCCAGUGUGGAUCCUUGUCAAGAUUUCUAUCGCUAUGCCUGUGGUCGAUGGGGAAAUGUCCAUGCGGACUUUAAGAAAUAUGUGGACACCAUGGGUAGCUUGGAUUAUACCAUCAAUCAACGCAUGAAAUUAAUUUUGGAGCGCCGCAAAGUCUUGGCCCAAUUUGAGCCGAAUGAGAUCUAUCGCAAGGUGCGAUACUAUUAUCAAAGCUGUCAGCAAGAAAAGAAAUUCGAUGCCUUAAAGUAUUUAUCAGUUUUAAAACCCUUGGAUGCAGUGACAUGGCCGGAGGCAGGGGAAUUUUGGCUUCACAAAGGCCAAUGGAAUUUCUGGCAUACUUUGGGCCGCCUGCAGGCGGUGGGCUUCAAUGGUUUUCCCUUGACUUUGCAGGUCAAACAUCAUAAUGCCACUCAUUUUCAUUUGGAAUUGGACAAAUUGGAUAAUUUGGGCUAUACCACCUAUGAGCAAAAACUGGUGGACCAAUUGGAGGAAUCUCUAGAUCCUAAAAUGCGAAGAUUGGCUGCAAAUAUACAAGAGUUCCUGCGUAGACUAGCCAUUUUGCAUAGCCAACAUCAGUUGCUUAAAAGCCAAGCGUUAACUGUGGAAGAGUUGCAGAAAAUGGUAACCAAUGUGGAUUUCCAGAGCUUAUUUUCCAUCAUUUCGCCGGAGGAGAACAAUCUCGACCAUCUCAUCUUGAUGGUAAAAAAUUUGGAUUAUUUUCACCAAUUGGGUCACCUGGUGGACCAGACUUCCUCUGAAACUUUGAUUCAUAGUCUAAAAGUGAAAUUUCUGGGCUAUUUGCAAAAACAAAUGCCCAAAAUCGAUGUGAGCCUAUAUUGUCUGCAUCAUAUGCGCGAUUUGGUGCCUCUGGCCUUGGACUAUAUUUACGAGCGAGAGGUCUAUGGUUUUCAUAGAAAAUUCAGUGAUGCUGUCAUACAACGAGUAUUUCAACAAAUGCAACACAAAUUUGUGGAAAUUCUGCAUAGCCAUGAAAGGGAAUUUCCCGUCUCCGUUAUGGAAUUGCUGCAAGCCAAGAUAUUGAAUAUGAAACUGAAUAUAGGCAAUUUACCCCAGGUGAACAAUCAAAGUUUCUAUCAGGAAUAUUUUAAAAAUUGGCAAGUCACCUCUGAAGACUUUUACAGCAAUCAUAUCAAUGCCCUUCGCCACUAUAAUGAGGAAAAAUUUAAAUUGCUGCAUUUGCAAGACUACACUGCCCUGCAUAGUUUCUUUACUUGGCCCUAUGGAUCGCCCGCCUUUCAACCUUCUGCCAAUUUGUUGAUAAUACCCCAUGCCUAUCUAAGAUUUCCUUUAUUUCAUCCAAAAUUUCACGAUUUAUUUCUAUAUGCCGAACUGGGUAAUACCCUGGGACAUGAGAUUAUGCAUGCCUUCGAUAUCAAUGGCCUGAAAUAUGAUGCCCAGGGCAAUCCCACAGCUCUCCUCUUCACCUUUCUGCCGGAUGAGUUAUUCAAAUCGCUGGAAUGUUUGUCACAACAACGCUCGGAUAGCCUCAAUGAGAAGAUAGCCGAUAUAAGUGGCUUUCGCUUGGCCUAUGAUUCGUAUUUUCAGCAUGAGUUGCAUACAGCGUUUCAGGGCCCUACCUACCUUAGUGAAAGGCAACUAUUUUUCAUAAAAUUUGCCCAAUUUUUUUGUGUCAUGAGCCCCAAGCAUGUCAGCUAUGAUGAUAGCCAUGAUACUCCUUUUCAGCGAGUUCCUCAGGUGGUGGCCAAUCAUCCGGAUUUUGAAAAGAUAUUCAAUUGCUCCUCCACCAAGAGCAAUAGGGUUAAGUUAAAAAAAUGUAAUUUAUGGUAG